AUGCAAUUCUCCAACAUCUUCUUGUUGGCUGCUGCCAUUUUCUCGACUUCGGCGACCGCCUGCAAGUGCCUGCAUAGCAGCACCAAGGAGCCUAUCCCUGAAUCCACCGAGUCUUGUUGCGGAAUCGCUGGCGGCAACUAUGUCGGAGAUGACUGCACCAUCGACUCUCUACAGAACAACAAUCUUUACGACUUUCGAAUUUGCUGCGCCUACAGGAGCGCUCUAGAAGAUUGCUAA
Clonostachys byssicola is the source of this 237-nucleotide messenger RNA. Lineage: Eukaryota; Fungi; Ascomycota; Sordariomycetes; Hypocreales; Bionectriaceae. The record is from the annotation of a GenBank genome assembly.